ACCGAGAGGAGAGGAGCCAACGUUUGAGACGCGCAGACGGUCUUUGCGUCUGAUGUUGUGGAGUUUAUUGGGUGGAAACCUGUGGCGUUGUUCAGAGGGAUUAAGGAGAACCCUGAGUUAGUAGCGGGGGGAACAACGGAUUCUCUGCUGGGAUAAAGAAGAGAAGAAGAAGCAAAGCGGAGUCAAGAAGGAGACGUGGGAGACGAGGCAGACAGUCAAGGCAUGGGGUCGGACUAUCCUUCCUCCCGCCGGACCGCGGGCGACUCUGGGAGUUCUAGGAGCCCCACACACACUCGCUGCAGCUGCAGCAACGGCAGCGGCAGCAGCAGGAGAGUCAGGGGUGUCCGCUGCUCCCCGUUCCUCCAUCCCCGGACCCUGUUCCUGGUCCCCCUGCUGCUGCUGCUGUCCCUGCCCCUGUGGAGCCAGCAGGCCGAGGCCGUGGUGCACUCCAGCUUCAAGCGGCUCAGCGGCCGGGAGAAGAAGGAGAUGCAGAAGGAGAUCCUGUCCGUCCUGGGCCUGCCGGGGAGACCCAGGCCCCACCCCCCUCUCCGGCCGCCCUCCUCGGCCCCCCUGUUCAUGCUGGACCUGUACCACGCCGUGUCGGCCGAGGGCGAGGAGCAGGGGAACGACAUCCUGGGUAAUAACGGAGUGAGGAUGGGCGUGGCCGAUGGGCGGGGUCACGUGAUCCACGGCGUGCUGCCGACCCUCAGCACGCACACGCCGCCGCUGGGGACGGUGAUCAGCGAGGCGGACACCGUGAUGAGCUUCGUCAACCUGGUGGAGCAGGAGAGGGAUCUGCUGCAGCCCCGGCCCUACUGGAAGGAGUUCCGCUUCGACCUCACCCCCCUCCCGCAGGGGGAGACAGUGACCGCCGCAGAGUUCCGUAUCUACAAGACCCUGACGAUGGGCCAGCGGGCUAACCGCACCCUCCAUAUCUCCGUCUACGAGAUCCAGCGAGACAACAGACACAGAGAGCCUGAACUGGUUCUGCUGGACAUCCAGUCUGUCCCUGCUGGCCAGGAAGGUUGGCUGGCCUUUGACGUCACCUCCGCCUCCAACCGCUGGCUCCUCCACCCGCGCAGUAACCUAGGGAUACGGCUCUACGUGGAGACAGAGGAAGAUCGCUCCCUGUCCGCGGGCUGGAUCGGUUUGGUUGGGCGCCGGGGCCCUCGUUCCAAGCAGCCCUUCAUGGUGACGUUCUUCAGGGCCAGCCAGAUUCCCUGCCGCCCACCGCGCGCCGUCAAACCAAACCCCCGCAAGAAGAAACACAAAUACGACCUGCCCGUCCCCAGCAUACAUGAUCACAGUCACGCCAACAGUGGGCGCCAGGCGUGCAGAAAACACGAACUCUACGUCAGCUUCAGUGACCUCGGCUGGAAGGACUGGGUGUUGGCCCCUACGGGCUACUCUGCCUACUACUGUGAUGGGGAAUGUCUUUACCCUCUGGGCUCCUGCAUGAACGCGACCAACCACGCCCUCAUCCAACAAGUGGUGCAUCUGUUAAAGCCAGAGGAGGUGCCCAAGGCGUGCUGCGCACCCACCAAACUGAGUCCCAUCUCGGUGCUCUUCUACGACGAACACAACAACGUCAUCCUCAAGAAGCACCGCAACAUGGUGGUCAAGACCUGCGGAUGUCUAUGAUACAUCAUCCCCUCCCCCCAGGCCCCAGUAGCAGGAGUGUUCGGUAUAUGUUCUUAAGGUUGUUGUACGAGCUGAAAUGAGGUGGAAUGAUUUAUAAUGGCAAUUAUAAGGAAACCCAUUUAGGCUCUGAAGCGCUUAACCGGUGGAGGGGAAACAAUUAAGUUAGAAUCCUUUGGCAUUGAAAAAGCCACAUGGCGUAGGUUUAAAUCGAAUCAGUACUUAUUUUGACUAUAAAAUUCAUUGAGUAGGAUAACUGGAUCCAUGAACAUGAUGUAUAAGCAGCUGGAUAAUGGCAUACUAUCCACGCAAUCUCAGUAAUCUUUGAUUACAGGGUAGGAUAGGAUCAAUCAAGUGUUAUUGCAAUCCUAAAAAUCUCAUUAACACGCGCACUCUAUCUGAUCCAGAUGUUUCUCUUGUGACCAUCUGGAAAGAUUGAAUCGCAUCUCUAGGGUCAAAGGUCAGAUCGUCAGUUUGUUUGAUCAUCGUGUUUAUAAAGAGUGGUACUGCAUGCAUAGCAUAGCUGCCUUGAAGAUUUAUAUAGGAUAUGUGCUGCUAUGUUUUCCUAAACUGAUUUAGUUCAUCGAAAGAUAUUGCCCUUAAGCUAGAGUGGACAGUUUAACACUGUACUGUGUGAUGAAACAAGAUACAAGUUUGUGUGUUCAAGUCUACCCUCCAAGCUAUCCAAUUCCAGUUUUAAGUCGAAGUAAGACUUCCUCCAUUUGCUUUUUAAAGCCACCAUGAUUUCACUGAAUAUUCUGGGGACCUCCCAGAUUUUAUUUGAUAUAUAAUUGUCUUAAUAUUAUCAUAUUGUUUCAGAGUAGGGGAGCCUUCAACAUCAAUUUUGUCUUAAUACUGUAAAUAUAAGGCCGUAUACAGAUACUUUAGUUACAGGAAAAAUAAUGUUUGUUUGAAUAGACCAUAUUUGUACUGUUAAGUUUUUGCACAUAUUUUGUACAUUUCACUCAGAUUAACUUGAUAUACAUGGUAGCAUAUGACAUUUGAUUUCAGAACUUCCUUCCCAUUAAUUAAUACCUUCCACAUUAAAUGAGGGGUUUGAAUACAACAGUGUCAACAUAUACCCCUUUGACUUUAACAUUGCCUUUUUUAAAUGUCAUAAUCAACCUCGAAAUGGUGAUCAGUCAGAAGUCAUAUUACAAAAGGUGCUUUGAUAAAUAAAGCGUUGUAGUGUUACUUUAAAUACAUUGCCGUUUAUUGAAAAGGUUAAAAAGCAAAACAUACAUCAGCAGUCGUAACUAAUUAGUUAGCCUUUUAUACUUCAGUUGCAUGAUGCUGCGCAAGUUUGAAUCUUUAUAUCUAGAUAUAGAUAUAUAAAAAAAACUAGACCGCUACAACGUCUUGGCCUUUGCCUGAAAUGUCAUCCGAACUGUUCAGUUCACGGCAGUGAAUUCAAAUUAGUUGAAAUAGUGAUUAAGAGACCACAAGAGAGCAAGUAUCAGGAGGUAUACGUGCAUAGUUCUGGAACCAAUGGAAUUCUUUUCCUUAAAAAUGGAAUCCUGAAUGCGGCGCAUGUCACCCUUACAUUCUAUUCCCAAGUCUUGCACAAUGGGCCUCAUCACCUAAAGGCCAGAACAAAGUUGGCCAGUAGUAGAAUGAGGCCAGUUAGAACAACGUAACCUCAGUGCAUGGGGAUAGGGUGGGCAGCAGGGGUUGCAUGACACAGGGUGUCUUAACAUUGCAACAGUGAGGCAUGGAUGAACAACACCCAAUACACUCAAGGUCACUAGGUACUGUUGGUCGAGGCAUGACCAAGAGGAAAGAAGCAAAUCGGAACCAGAGCCAUUUUUUUUGCGUUGUUUGGCCUGGAAAGCCUUGGUCCCAAAAAGCUAAAAACUUUCAAACAUGUUCUUUGUUUUAUCCACAACUUGUAUUUAAUCGUUCAAAAAAAAAGCACAAUGAAUUUAGCUAGUGGUUUGCUGUGCAAGUCCAGGUUAUUGAUGCAGGA
Gadus morhua (Atlantic cod) is the source of this 3604-nucleotide messenger RNA. It is a transcript of the gene bmp8a, whose product is annotated as bone morphogenetic protein 8a. Lineage: Eukaryota; Metazoa; Chordata; Actinopteri; Gadiformes; Gadidae. Gene Ontology annotation, cellular component: extracellular region. The transcript is spliced from 7 exons. The coding region runs from base 223 to 1641 and encodes 472 amino acids. The record is from RefSeq and is a predicted model, not a curated record. Gene Ontology annotation, molecular function: growth factor activity; cytokine activity.